Messenger RNA from Ceratosolen solmsi marchali, 1297 nucleotides. RefSeq lists its product as uncharacterized. Bases 11 to 1270 code for a protein of 419 amino acids. The transcript is spliced from 3 exons. The record is from RefSeq and is a predicted model, not a curated record. Lineage: Eukaryota; Metazoa; Arthropoda; Insecta; Hymenoptera; Agaonidae.
CAAUAUAUUUAUGACUAUGUUCAAGAGGAAAAUGCCAGAAUUAAAUGAGCUACUACCAUUGGAAGACCUGGAAAGUAUCCUUCGAGAAACAAUAAGUUCAACUCUAACGGUACAAGUCAAGGAAUGGAAGCACCUGACAGAUCCUGGUGAGAACUUUGGUAGUCUAAUAUUAGCAGUAAACGUCGAUGUCAUAGAUAAUUUAAAGCAAGAAAUUUAUCAUUUGGUCUGCAAAAUGCCACCUAAAUCUGAUUAUCUGCUUGAUCUCUUCAAUAGUCCUAUUACAUUUAAGAAAGAAAUUUACUUCUAUAAACAAAUUGCACCAGCCUUCCUUCAACUUCAGAUUAACAGCGGUUUUAAUGAGAAUGAGCUAAUAAAGUUAGUGCCGCACUUUUACGGAGGAAGAAUGGGUCUACAUGGGACAGAGAAAUUCGACAGUCAAGCCUCCAUUGUUCUAGAAAAUCUGCAAUACUUAGGUUACUCUACGCAAGAUCGAAUUGUAGGGAUGGACCUUGAGCACAUGGAAUACGGAGUACGUGAACUAGCAAAACUGCACGCCAUUGCUUGCGGUUACAGAAUAAAAAAUCCGAAAGAUUUUGAAGAGACGAUCGUACCGGGUCUCGAAUCCGCGCACAGUGAAGUAGCAAUGAAAUGUGUUUUAGAAAUGAUACGUAAAGCUGUCGAAAAUCUCAAAAAAAUGGACGCGGCAAAGCCCUACAUAGAUAAAGUAUUUAAGACCUUAGAUUACUGUGAAAAAGUUGAGAAUGAAAAGAAGCCAUUAAAUAAAAACUGGUGUACUUUCGUACAUAGCGACUUUUGGGUUAACAAUAUGAUGUUUCGUUACAGUAAUAACGGCAAAAUAGUUGGAAUGAAAAUCGUCGACUUCCAAUUAAGCCAAUAUGACUAUGGUAUGAAGGAUCUUAUUUUCUUUCUCAUAUCCAGUGCGAAAAAAGAUGUCAUCGACGAAAAUUUAAAUGAUCUUAUAAGCUUGUAUUACGAGACCUUUAUCGAAACCUUACAAUCACUCAAAGUUGAUACAAAAGAUUUUCCAAAGGAGGAAUUCGAUGCAUUGCUCAAGGCAUGCGCACCACUUAAAUUUCCCCAAUGUAUUAUGAUGAUGCAGGUGAUUAAAGCAACUCGUGGAACUGCACCCGAUGUUAAUAGCAUAAAAAAUAAAGAAGCCUUCCUGAAUAUUGGCAAAGGCCAGAUUUACGAAGAUAAAUUGUUACAUGUUCUUCUAAGUUUUGUAAAAUACGGAUGGUUGGCAGAAUGAAUUUUCAAUUUGUCUCCAAUCGUUUUA